AUGUGUUUCAGGAAAUUUAAAAAUAAUAUAUUUUGUAAGGAUCUUUAUCUGGAAACAGUUUAUACUAUCCUCCAUCGAAUUGGAAAAAAGGAAAGUUCAGUUUCCGUUGGUAGUGUUGGAGGUGUUUCUGGUGAAGAACAAUUACUUCAAUAUGCAAAAUCAGCAUUUCAAAUAGACGAAAAAACACACAAAGCUUUAGUUGAGAAGGCUCUUAGCGAAAAGCCACCGAUUCUGCUUUUGAAUGUUUUGCUUUUGGAAGCCAGGGAUUUGAUAGCUAAAGACAUUGACGGCUUCUCAGAUCCCUUUGUUAUGUUGGGUGUAAUACCAUCAUCGUCCAAAGGUGGAGAAGAUGAACAACACGAAGCUACAAAUGCUACAGGCGGCUCUCAAGACUCACCUGAAGAAGAACAAAAUAACAACAACUCAUCAACCGGAAAACCUCCCCAACAUCGCAGAGUACUCCAAAGGCUUAGUGGUUCAUUCCGUCGUAAAGCUUUCCCUGGAGCUUCUAGAAGAGAAAAGUUGGAGGCAGCAUUUGAACAGACUGGUGAUGGGAUACCUGCACGCAUAAUAAAAGCAUCCUCUGUCCAGAGGAAGACACUCAAUCCAAAAUGGAACGAAAAAUUUCAGUUUGUAGUGGGUGAUUGUACUGAUCGAUUCCAUCUGGAUAUAUGGGACCAUGACGAUGAAAAUCGAAGCGUAUUGGACGUUGUUUCCUCCCUCAACCAAGUUCAAGGCCUCAAGGGACUAGGACGUUACUUUAAAGAAGUAACACAAAGUGCUAGAGCUAGUUCCGGUGGUGGAGGUUGUGCUGGGGGUGAUGGACUUGUUGAUGAUUUUCUUGGUUCUCUUACCUUUUCUCUGGGAGAAAUUCCUUCUACUGGAGUUGAGCAAUGGUUUAAUUUGGAGAAGAGAUCUGAAAAGUCUGAAGUUUCUGGUCAGAUUAAGCUGAAAAUGUGGUUAAGUACCCGAGAAGAACACCGCCUAUCAAGCACCGAGGAACAACGAAACGACGAUUUUAUUUUUCUAGAUGAUGAUGCUGAUGGUUUGGUAGAUGUCCAACAACAUAAAGACCUUUUAAGACAAUUUGCACUUUAUGAGAUUGGAAGGAAGGGAGAUCCUGUUUGUGCAUUCAGGGGCCAAUUGCCAGAUUUGGCUUUACUUAUAUUACACCAACACGCAAUACAGAGUGAUCUGACUGAAUUACACCAGAUGAUGUGUCAAUGGUUAGCCUAUAUACAAAUGAUUGGAAUGGGUAUCUCUUUUGAAUUAAUCUACGAAACAUUUUCGAAGCUCGAUGAAGAAUACGUUCUUGCCGAUUCUUUACUUCAAUUCAGCGAAUUUUGCCGGUCUGCAAUUCUAAGGCAUCGGCUAAGGAUUAGAGUGCGGUCAGGCUCUAGGCGUAGAUCUCCCUCGCCUAAGCGUUCAGAGCUCGAGUCUUUUGGUGAAAUGCUUAAAUGUUACAGAUUAGUUCGAGAAAGCCCAGUUUUUGCUCACUUAGUUCCAUAUCAAACACAUUUUCGUACUGAAAUGAGAGAACUUUUGGAAAAAAGUGCUAAUCUUCAUUUUAAUGCAAUUUUAUUAAAUAUUGAGGAGAUUAAUAAAAUUGAAAAUAAUUUUAAAAAUAAGGAGAAUAAUGCCAUUAAUCGUCUUUAUUUCUUAAUUCAUUCCCUUAAUACUACGUUAGAAAGAAGCUCAAAAUUUGAGGAUAUUUUUAAACAAGAAAUGUCUGAAAUUGUAAAUUAUGCUGAUAUUGGCUAUUGUACUUUUGAUUUAUUGUUACACGAACAUAUCAUAAGCGAAUUAAUGUCUGAGGGUUCUUCUGAUUUACGUGCCAUAACUCAACUUUGUCACCACGAGGAAAACAGUAAUAAUAUUGAAGAUGAACAACAGAUACUUUUACCUAUUUUACUCGUUCAUUUGGCUUUGAAUGAAUUUUCUGGUUAUAGAAAUAUUUUAAUGACAGGGACUACUGGACAUUUUCAAUAUAGAAUGGAGCAGCUGGAUUGGUCAGCACAUUUUGAUAGGGCAAUACAAAGAUGGUUGGAAUUUGCACAAGGUGUGUGGAAUGAAAAAAUAUUUCUUAAAAAUAAAAUUAGUUCAUGCAUUCUCCCGACUUGA
Molecule: messenger RNA, 2121 nt
Organism: Meloidogyne enterolobii
Lineage: Eukaryota; Metazoa; Nematoda; Chromadorea; Rhabditida; Meloidogynidae
Source: the annotation of a GenBank genome assembly